Messenger RNA from Danaus plexippus (monarch butterfly), 2091 nucleotides. RefSeq names its product G-protein coupled receptor moody. The record is from RefSeq and is a predicted model, not a curated record. The transcript is spliced from 5 exons. Gene Ontology annotation, molecular function: G protein-coupled receptor activity. NCBI's taxonomy places the organism in Eukaryota, Metazoa, Arthropoda, Insecta, Lepidoptera, Nymphalidae. Gene Ontology annotation, biological process: G protein-coupled receptor signaling pathway. Gene Ontology annotation, cellular component: membrane. Bases 446 to 1762 code for a protein of 438 amino acids.
GUCGGACGUCAGCGCGUGUUACUCAUGAUUCCUCGUGUUUCGUAAAUAACAUCGAUUAAUACUUCGACCGUCAAUACGAAUAUAUAAAAUAAAAAUUUCUUAUUUUCUAAAGUGCGUAGAGUGUUAUUAUAAAGUGUUUUAAUAUAUUUGCAGUCAACAUUUUAUUGUUUUUGAGUUUUAAAAACUUUUGUUUACUUUGCUGUGCUGGCGACAACGAGCGGAAAUCGUCCAACGAAUUCUAAACACAUAUCGAAGAUUGAAAUAGCAACGCUCGCCGACACUAUAGUCAAUAAAGCGGACUCUAGCUUCCUGACCAGCUGCCUGAUAGCCACUAUGGCAUAUCGUGCAAGCUUCUGGGCUACAUACCAGUCUCAUGCGCACAGCCCAACGUAGUGCUCAGUUUAGUGCAAUGAUGCUCAGGAAUUGAAAUGAGUGAUCUGUUAAAAUGGGUGAUCUAUUACCGAGUAUACCGAAGAGUACGUCGGCCAGCGAGGUAGAUUACAAUUGGAGUAUCGGCCUCGAUGCGUACAAUACUGAUGAGGAACUGGCAAAUGUGGAGCUAUUCAAGGAUUACCCGGAGGGGUUGCUGCGGUUCGCCUCCGUGUGCUGCGUCUUAUUCAUGCUCGUGGGAAUCCCAGGGAAUUUAAUAACCAUCGUCGCAUUAGCGAGAUGUAAAAAGGUGCGAAAUGCUACUGCGGUUUUCAUAAUGAACCUGUCCUGCUCCGAUCUUCUAUUUUGCUGCUUCAACCUGCCACUCGCUGCUUCUACUUUCUGGCAGCGGUCGUGGGCUCAUGGAAAAACGCUCUGCCGAAUGUUCCCGUUAGCAAGAUACGCCCUUGUCGCAGUUUCAUUGUUUACUGUCCUAGCGAUCACGAUUAAUAGAUAUGUCAUGAUCUCGCAUCCUCGAUUAUAUCCCAAACUCUACAAGAGAAAGUAUUUAGCAGUCAUGGUUGCGAGCACAUGGGCCUUUUCAUUCGGUGCACUGAUUGCAACGUGGCUGGAGAAAUGGGGACGCUUUGGCUUGGACACAUCAAUAGGAUCUUGUUCUAUACUCCCAGACAAAAACCACCGCUCACCAAAAGAAUUUCUUUUUGUUGGAGCGUUUAUGCUUCCUUGUCUGGCUAUCGUAACGUGCUAUGCUAGGAUAUUUUGCAUAGUGAGGGAAGCAGCCAGGAGAUCACGCGCUCCAGGUCACGGAAGACCACGGCCCGGUCUGGAAGAUUCAGCUGUAGGAUCUGCUUCUACAGCUCUAGAACGGUCUCCCGGUACCGAAAAUGGCUAUCAUUCUGUGUCAUCAACGAAAAAAGCUUUACUUGCGCCUCCAACUGUACAUUGUCCAUCGACACCAGGUCCUGAGCGAUCUUCAUCUUCAGGAGUAGAUACUCUAGAUGGUCAUGAUGAUGAAUGCGCUCUCGAUGCGAAGCCUAGGACUCCAAAUAGUGGAGACACAGCUAAAAGACUACGUCAAGCUGCUGUAGUACUCAGACGUUCCCCUGCUCCCGUUCGACCUCCGCGACUAACACCUAAAGACAGGAAACUCUUGAAAAUGAUAAUGGCAAUAAUGCUCUCGUUCUGGGUCUGCUACCUGCCUAUAACUUUGACAAAAUUAUUUAGAGAAUUCACAUCACACCCAGCAGCAAACAUCGCAGCUUACAUUCUCAUAUACUUGACGACCUGUAUCAAUCCCAUUAUAUAUGUAGUCAUGUCUAGUGAAUACCGGCAAGCAUAUAAGAAUUUGUUGAUGUGUAGAAAAAGAGCGUGACGUUCACCCGGCGAUGGGGUUUCUGAGAAGCCCCCGCCGUGAAUAUCCGUCAAUACUCAAAGUGAAAUAGUUGUACAAAGGACUCAAUAUUCAAUGGAGAUAACCGGACUUUGAACUCGUUUGUGACAUACGUGAGUCAUAACAUGAAGCAAAUCAUUCGUCUCAAUGUCAAAAUUUGUAUGUAAAUUAGUUGUAAUCGCGAGCCGUCCGGGAUUGAGCUAGAUGAAUGUGUAUAUGACUUAAAAACACAACACCUAUAAUAAAAGAAAAGUGAUAUUGAACAAAAUUUCGAAGUGUUAUAAAUAUAAAUUAUAAUAAUAAUGGAUUAA